Messenger RNA from Saccostrea cuccullata (small rock oyster), 1408 nucleotides. Its product is annotated as glycine receptor subunit alpha-1-like. Lineage: Eukaryota; Metazoa; Mollusca; Bivalvia; Ostreida; Ostreidae. The transcript is spliced from 8 exons. The record is from RefSeq and is a predicted model, not a curated record. Bases 167 to 1393 code for a protein of 408 amino acids. Gene Ontology annotation, biological process: regulation of membrane potential; nervous system process; signal transduction. Gene Ontology annotation, cellular component: plasma membrane; neuron projection; synapse. Gene Ontology annotation, molecular function: transmitter-gated monoatomic ion channel activity involved in regulation of postsynaptic membrane potential; chloride channel activity; transmembrane signaling receptor activity.
GUGUUUGCUUUACCUAUUGUAUGUGUAUUGAGUUUCUGUUCUCCUGGUAGAGAGAAAAGGCGAUCCAGAUCAAUAACACAUAUAUACAUGCUAUUCCAUUUUGAACAGGGAUUGAUGUAUUUGAGGCUUUACCUUAAUCAAUGUAGGCGCUGGGUGUACACUAGCUAUGAGAUUUGUGCUUAUAGUUGUGACCUUCUACCGGCUUUCUUUGUGUUUUUGUGAACUUGCAAGGAAAGAAAUAUUGAAUCACCUACUUAAUUCAUCAAGAUACGAUGCAAGAAUUGCACCAAAUUAUGAAGAAGAUCGCGCCACAAACGUCACUCUGCAAUUUCAUAUCAUGAGCAUCAACUCCAUCAACGAGAUGGCGAUGGAAUUAUCAAUGGAGGUGUUUUUGAGGCAAACAUGGGUGGACCCACGCCUCAACUUUGAGCACUUAAGUAAUUUCAGUAACCUUGAACUUGACCAGCGGAUGAUGGCGUCCGUUUGGAUCCCAGAUACUUAUUUUCCCAACGAAAAGGAGGGACACUUCCACGUCAUUACUGUCCCUAACAAACUCCUUCACAUCAGCAGAAACGGUACCGUCUUCUAUAGCGUCAGGUUGUCUUUGACGUUAACAUGCCGUAUGAAUUUGUACAACUAUCCCAUGGACGAACAAGAUUGCCCUGUUUUCAUAGAAACAUAUGGGUAUACUGAAGAAAAUGUCCUUUUUAACUGGAAGCCAGUUAAUGCUGUCAUCGUGGAUGAAGUAGAAAUGCCACAGUUCCAUUUCAGAGAUCAACCUUCCAUUAGAAAAUGUUCUCGCACUUUCAAAUAUAGCUCUGUUGCAAGUUUUACCUGCCUGACAACGACACUACAUUUUCAAAGAAAUAUUGGAUAUUAUAUGGCCCAGGUCUUCAUUCCAAGCAUCCUCAUUGUCAUCCUUUCUUGGGUCUCAUUCUGGGUACACGUAGAUGCCAUUCCAGCCCGAAUUUCCUUGGGUGUUUUAACAGUACUCACCAUAACCACGCAAAGUUCCGGAAUAAGAGCAUCAUUGCCACGUGUGUCUUAUAUUAAGGCUAUAGAUGUCUGGAAUUCAAUGUGUUUAGUCUUCGUGUUUGCUGCCUUACUAGAGUAUGCCUAUAUCAAUGUUCAAACACGACGACACCAAAAAUCGAUGUUGAAAGAUACCUUAAUGAACGUUCAAGCGUCACAUCCUCUAAUGAAUUCUGAAGGAGGAACUCCAGUGAGGUGCAUUGAUGUACGGAAGACGAUCGGUGUGAAAAAAAUUGACUAUCUCAAAACCGCUCGCACGGUAGAUAAAGUCUCAAGAGUUGCCUUUCCAAUUUCAUUUCUCAUCUUUAACACUGUAUUUUGGAUUUAUUAUAUGUAUGCCAAUGACCAUCUAUCAGAUUAAAGCUUCAUUACUGUA